Emys orbicularis (European pond turtle) is the source of this 3282-nucleotide messenger RNA. It is a transcript of the gene LRIG1, whose product is annotated as leucine rich repeats and immunoglobulin like domains 1. The record is from RefSeq and is a predicted model, not a curated record. The transcript has 19 exons. NCBI's taxonomy places the organism in Eukaryota, Metazoa, Chordata, Testudines, Emydidae. Gene Ontology annotation, molecular function: protein binding. The coding region runs from base 1 to 3282 and encodes 1093 amino acids.
AUGGCGCGGCCGGUCGUGGGGGCCCCGCUGCUGCGGUCCGCUCCUUGCUUGACUUUCCUCUUGAUGGCCCUGAUGCGCCCCGGGUCCGGGUCCGGGUCCGAGCUGCGCUGCGCCUCCAGCUGCGCUUGCACCGGGGAGUUGCUGGACUGCAGCCACCGGGGGCUGACUGAGCUCCCCAGGGACCUCCCCACCUGGCCCGUCUAUGUAAACCUGAGCUACAACAAGUUGACGGAGAUCGAUCCUUCUGCCUUUGCAGAGCUGCCGAACCUACGGGAAGUACACCUGAGGAACAAUGAGCUGACAGCAAUUCCAUCCCUGAGCUCUCCGUCUUCCCACAUCGUCUCCCUCUACCUGCAUCACAACAGGAUCCGCAGCAUUGAAGCAAGUCAACUGAAGCCUUACGUUGCCCUGGAAACGUUGGACCUGAGUUCCAAUGACAUCACGGAAAUACGAAGCAGCUGCUUUCCACAGGGACUUCCCAUAAAGGAGCUCAACCUGGGGAGCAACCGAAUCAGCACCCUGGAGCCUGGUGCUUUUGAUAGUCUGUCACGGUCCCUGCUAACACUUCGACUGAGUAAAAACAGGAUCACCCUGCUUCCUGUUAAGGCAUUCAAGUUACCCAGGCUAACACAACUGGAGUUAAACCGGAAUCGGAUCCGCCUGAUUGAAGGCCUGACGUUCCAUGGAUUGGACAGCUUAGACAUUCUGAAGCUGCAACGCAACAACAUAAGCAAACUGACCGACGGGGCCUUCUGGGGUCUGGCCAAGAUGCAAGUUCUGCACCUGGAGUAUAACAGCCUGACACAAGUGAACAGCGGCUCUCUCUACGGCCUCUCAUCUCUCCACCAACUUCACCUCAGUAACAACUUGAUAUCCUACAUCAACCCCGAGAGCUGGAAGUUCUGUCAGAAGCUGCACGAGCUAAUAUUGUCCUAUAACAACCUAACCAGACUGGAUGAGGGGAGCUUGGCAGACCUGGGAGGACUGCAUAUACUGCGACUCAGCCACAAUUCCAUCAACCAUAUCGCAGAGGGAGCUUUCAAAGGACUCAAAAACCUGCGUGUUCUGGACCUGGACCACAACGAGAUUUCAGGCACAAUAGAAGACACCAAUGGGGCUUUUACAGGCCUCGAAAACCUAAGCAAGCUAACUCUGUUUGGAAACAAGAUCAAGUCAGUGGCCAAGAAAGCAUUCUCAGGCCUGGAGGCCCUGGAGCACCUGAACCUCAGGGACAAUGCAAUCAGGUCUGUCCAACCAGAGGCUUUUGCUAAGAUGAAGAACCUGAAGCAGCUCCACAUAAACAGCGACAGCUUCCUGUGCGAUUGCCAGCUGAAAUGGUUGCCGCCGUGGUUAGCCGAGAAGGAGCAGCAGCCCUUUGUGGUAGCCACCUGUGCCCAUCCCGAGUCGCUCAAGAGCAAGAGCAUUUUUGCCGUGCCCACAGAAAGUUUUGUGUGUGACGAUUUCCCCAAACCCCAGAUUAUUAUUCAGCCGGAGACGACCAUGGCCGUUCUCGGCAAGGAUAUCCGCUUCACCUGCUCGGCCGCAAGCAGCAGCAGCUCCCCUAUGACAUUUGCCUGGAAGAAGGACAACGAGGUCCUGCACAAUGCCGAGAUCGAGAACUUUGCCCAUGCGCGGGCCAAGAACGGCGAGGUGACGGAGUACACCACCAUCCUGCACCUGCGGCACGUCACCUUCGCCCACGAGGGGCGCUACCAGUGCAUCAUCACCAACCACUUUGGCUCCACCUACUCCAACAAGGCCCGGCUCACUGUUAACGUGUUGCCUUCAUUUAUCAAAACCCCCCAUGACAUCACCAGCCGGACAGGGACGACGGCACGGCUGGAAUGUGCGGCCAGUGGCUUCCCCAUCCCACAAAUUGCUUGGCAGAAGGACGGAGGCACCGACUUCCCAGCAGCCCGAGAGCGCCGCAUGCACGUCAUGCCAGACGAUGAUGUCUUCUUCAUCAUGGAUGUGAAGAUAGAGGACAUGGGCGUUUACAGCUGCACGGCGCAGAACUCUGCGGGCUCCGUGCUGGCCAACGCCACCCUGACUGUACUAGAGACGCCAUCUUUGAUCCAUCCACUGGAAGACCACGUAGUGUCUGUAGGUGAAACGGUGGCCCUUCAGUGCAAAGCAACAGGAAGCCCACCUCCACGCAUCACCUGGCUAAAAGGCGACCAGCCCCUGGUAGUGACUGACAGGCAUCAUUUCACCCCUGGCAACCAGCUGCUGAUUGUUCGGAAUGUUGUGCUGGAGGAUGCUGGGAAAUACACCUGUGAAAUGUCCAAUACCCUUGGAACGGAGCGUGCGCACAGCCACGUAAGCAUCUUGCAAUCCCUUGGCUGCAGGAAGGACAGGAUGACAGUGGGGAUAAUCACCAUUGCAGUGGUGUGCAGCAUUGUGCUGACAUCUUUGGUCUGGGUGUGCAUCAUCUACCAGACCAGAAAGAAGAGUGAAGAAUACAGCGUCACCAACACAGACGAGACCAUUGUACCACCUGAUGUGCCAAGCUACCUGUCCUCCCAGGGGACUCUUUCUGACAGACAGGAAGUAGUCGUCAGAGUUGAUAGCCAACAACCUAAUGGGCACAUAGAGAACAAUGGUAUGUGUCAGACUGAAGCUGGAAGAGGUCCAGAUGCUGAAGCGCCCACUGUAGCUUGUAGACAGUCAAAGCUAUGUGUAGGAUAUAAUAAAGACACUUGGAAGACUGAAGACGCAGCUGAUGGAAUGCUUGUUCCAGAUAAGACAGGGUACGGUCUGCCAGUUGUGUGCACUGACUGCAGUGGAAGUACAGAUAGCAUGAAUGUCAACAUUUACCCCCAGGAUCCCGAAUACUAUUCUCAGCCAACUAAGACUAUGGAUAAUGCACAUCAAAAUGCAUUCAGCAGAAAAGAGCCAAGUAGGAGCAAGAGCAGAGGUAGCAAUCCUCAACAGUGCGUUGGGAUUACCAGCAGUCAGAGAAUGGACACCGAUAGUACUCUGUAUCCCAGCAACCAUGACAGAAUGCCACCGUCGUCCUGCAUGACUCAACCACUGCAUGUGGACAGACAAGGCUCUUCACAACCUUUGGCAAAUGCUUCAGAGCAUAGUAAGCGUCACUUAAAAGCUUCACUUUCAGAAGACUCAGUGAAGCAGCUAAAAGGGACUCCUGAAAUUUCACCAACAUCACUGGAUAUACCGGGUGAGGCUGAAGCUAAACAAACUCUUCUUUCCAAUGGAUACCUACCCAAAUUACAGGACUCCACUCAUGAGUUUAAGCCACCCAUAAGAUCAAUGGACUGA